CAGCCACACUGGUGCUGGGCAGGGCCUGGAAACCAAGUCACAGGAAGCAACACCUUCGCAAAAAGUCCUCCCGCCUGGACUCCUCGCUCGCCAGUCGCAGGGAGCCCUCGGAGCCGCCACCAUGGGAACGUCCGCAUCGCAGAGUUGCUUUGGUUACCCCGUGAGCAUCUUCUUCAUCGUGGUCAAUGAGUUCUGCGAAAGAUUUUCCUACUAUGGGAUGAGAGCGCUCCUGAUUCUGUACUUUCAAAACUUCCUCCACUGGAACGACAACCUGGGCACCGCCAUCUACCACACGUUCGUUGCUCUGUGCUACCUGACGCCCAUUCUCGGAGCUCUCAUCGCUGACUCCUGGCUGGGGAAGUUCAAGACAAUUGUGUCGCUGUCCAUUGUCUACACCAUUGGACAAGUAAUCAUUGCAGUGAGCUCAAUUAAUGACCUCACGGACUUCGACCACAAUGGAACCCCUGACAGUAUUUCCGUGCACGUGGCGCUGUCCAUGGUUGGCCUGGCCCUGAUAGCUCUGGGUACCGGAGGGAUAAAGCCUUGUGUGUCUGCAUUUGGUGGAGAUCAGUUCGAAAAGGGCCAGGAAAAGCAAAGAAACAGAUUUUUUUCCAUCUUUUAUUUGGCCAUUAAUGCUGGAAGCUUGCUUUCUACUAUCAUCACUCCCAUACUCAGAGUUCAAGAAUGUGGAAUUCACAGUAAACAAGCUUGUUACCCACUGGCGUUUGGGGUUCCUGCUGCCCUCAUGGCCGUAUCUCUGAUUGUAUUUGUCAUUGGCAGUGGAAUGUACAAGAAGUUCCAGCCCCAGGGUAAUGUCAUGGCUAAAGUUGCCAGAUGCAUCGGGUUUGCCAUCAAAAAUAGGUUUCGGCAUCGGUCUAAGAGAUUUCCCAAGAGGGAGCACUGGCUGGACUGGGCCAACGAGAAAUACGACGAGCGGCUCAUCGCUCAGAUUAAGAUGGUUAUGAGAGUGAUGUUCCUGUAUAUUCCUCUCCCCAUGUUCUGGGCCUUAUUCGAUCAGCAGGGCUCCAGGUGGACACUGCAAGCAACAACCAUGAGUGGGAAAAUUGGAAUUAUUGAAAUUCAGCCGGAUCAGAUGCAGACCGUGAACGCCAUCCUGAUCGUCAUCAUGGUCCCCAUCGUGGACGCCGUGGUGUAUCCUCUCAUCGCAAAAUGUGGUUUCAAUUUCACCCCCUUGAAGAAGAUGACCGUUGGGAUGUUCCUGGCUUCCAUGGCUUUCGUGGCGGCUGCGAUUGUGCAGGUGGACAUCGAUAAAACUCUUCCCGUCUUCCCCAAAGGAAACGAAGUCCAAAUUAAAGUAUUGAAUAUAGGAAACGAUAACAUGACUGUAUCUUUUCCUGGAACGACAGUGACGCUUAAGCAGAUGUCUCAAACAGAUGCAUUUAUGACUUUCAGUGUGGACAAACUGACAAGUAUAAACAUUUCUUCUGUUGGACCAGCAGUUAUUCCAGUAACUCAUAACUUUGAGCAGGGCCAUCGCCAUACCCUUCUCGUCUGGGCCCCAGGUGACUACCGAGUGGUAAAGGAUGACCUUAACCAGAAGCCAGAUAAAGGAAAAAAUGGAGUCAGAUUUGUAAAUACUUUUGAUGUGCACUUCGACAUCACGAUGGAUGGGGUAGUAUAUGAAAAUGUCACCAGUCACAAUGCCAGCAAAUAUCACUUUUUCUCUUCUGGCAAAAAGAGCUUCACAAUAAACUCAACAGAGAUUUCACAACACUGUGAAAAUACGUUCAAAACAUCCUACCUUGAAUUUGGUAGCGCGAUUACUUAUGUAAUCAAAAGGAAGGCUGAUGGCUGCCCUGAACCGAUGCUAUUUGAAGAUAUUUCCCCCAACACAGUCAGCAUGGCUCUGCAGAUCCCCCAGUACUUCCUCCUCACCUGCGGCGAGGUGGUUUUCUCCGUCACGGGAUUGGAGUUCUCGUAUUCUCAGGCUCCUUCCAGCAUGAAGUCGGUGCUUCAAGCAGGGUGGCUGCUGACCGUGGCUGUUGGCAACAUCAUCGUGCUUAUCGUGGCAGGAGCAGGCCAGUUCAGUGAACAGUGGGCCGAGUAUGUCCUGUUUGCGGCGUUGCUUCUGGUUGUCUGCGUAAUAUUUGCCAUCAUGGCUCGAUUCUACACAUACAUCAACCCAGCAGAGAUCGAAGCUCAGUUUGACACGGAUGAAAAGGAAAAGUAUCCGGAAAAGAGUAACCCGUAUCCCAAGUUGGACUCACAGACACAGAUGUGAGUGUCAAGGGGCAAGUGGAGGAUGGAUCGGGCCCCGGACGUGCCCAGGCGUCUGUCCCCUGGGGGCGGGACACUCUGUUGUAUGGCCGCUGAUGGAGGAGGCUUCACAGCUGUGACCCAGACCAAGAAAGCUGUUUUCUAAGCAGCCAGCAAUGAACCCGAAACUCUAAGAAGUCUUACCUAAAGCAUACACACACACACACACACACACACUUUUACAACACUGAGUUCAUACCCUGCAUUUAACUCCUUUCCUAACACACAAAUAAAGUAAUUUUGGACUAACUUAAAUUUUUGAAAUGGUGCCAAAGUUCCAUAUUGUUUGCAUUUGAACACUCUAUGGAAAACAACGUGAAAUGAGGCAAAAAGUGAAUGUUUAGGCUUUAGAAUGGUGCGUAAUAAGGACCAGCUGGCAGUAACUGAUAACCCGUUUUUAGUUUUGUUUUUCCAGUCCCUACCUCUUUUUAAAUUAUGUAUAACUCAGAGAACUACUCAGGUAAAAGCAAGUCAUGAUUUUUGGAGUUUCAAUAUAUGAAAUAAAUUCUCAUU
Molecule: messenger RNA, 2790 nt
Organism: Hippopotamus amphibius kiboko
Lineage: Eukaryota; Metazoa; Chordata; Mammalia; Artiodactyla; Hippopotamidae
Gene: SLC15A1
Product: solute carrier family 15 member 1
Exons: 23
Coding region: 122-2242 (706 amino acids)
Biological process (GO): transmembrane transport; oligopeptide transport
Cellular component (GO): membrane
Molecular function (GO): dipeptide transmembrane transporter activity
Source: RefSeq, a predicted model, not a curated record